CUAGCUUGCUUGGUAGCUGGAUCUCAAACAUGACCUUUAUGUGAAGUUGAAAAGUGGUAAAAAUUGUGUUGCAGCUUGCUUGGUGUCAGGUUUUUUGUUUUGUCACACCAAAGACGACAAAGCAAAAGUAACCGAGUUGUUGAUCUGUUGAGGCUGUUUUUGCAUGAGACUUCGUUAUUUUAACCUACUCUAUUCCUCCACCGGUCAAAUUCACACAAUAUAUACCUCCAGCUGCAUCUUUACCUUAGCUUGCUAGCUCAAUCCUCUCUUGCGUCCCAUCUCUCUCCUGAUCAAGACAAGCUAUAAUAAUAUACAUAUAAAGGAUGGCGAAGAACCCAUCAACGAAUAAUGUAACAAUGGAGAUAGAGGCAAGCAUGCCAUCAGAGGUUGCAGAUGGAAUAAUGGUAGGAUUGAGUCCUCUAAGCGAGACCCUUUGGAGGGACAGAACCAAGACAGAAUUCGUAGGAGAUGUGUCGGCAAGGCUUACAUGGAAGGAUCUGACUGUGAUGGUUACCCUCAGCAAUGGAGAAACACAGAGGGUUUUGGAGGGACUUACUGGCUAUGCAGAGCCUGGAACUCUCACUGCACUUAUGGGUCCUUCUGGCUCUGGCAAAUCCACUCUCCUUGAUGCUCUAUCUAGUCGCCUUGCUGCUAAUGCCUUCCUCUCUGGAACGGUUCUCCUCAAUGGUCGCAAAACCAAGCUCUCUUUCGGGACCGCUGCCUAUGUGACACAAGAUGACAACUUGCUUGGUACUCUGACGGUGAGGGAAACAAUCUCCUAUUCAGCUCGGCUACGUCUUCCUGAUAAGAUGCCUUGGUCCGAGAAGCGUGCCUUGGUUGAGAGUACCAUAUUAGAGAUGGGUCUCCAAGAUUGUGCCGAUACUGUUAUUGGGAAUUGGCAUUUGCGUGGGAUCAGUGGGGGAGAGAAGAGAAGGGUCAGCAUUGCUCUUGAAAUCCUGAUGAGGCCCCGACUGCUCUUUCUUGAUGAACCAACUAGUGGACUUGAUAGUGCUUCUGCUUUCUUUGUAACUCAGACCCUCCGCGGCUUAUCUAGAGAUGGCAGAACUGUCAUUGCUUCAAUACACCAGCCUAGCAGUGAGGUUUUUGAGCUUUUUGAUAGACUGUAUUUACUUUCAGGAGGCAAAACUGUUUACUUCGGUCAGGUUUCAGAGGCAUAUGAGUUCUUUGCACAAGCUGGCUUUCCCUGCCCUGCUUUGAGGAACCCUUCUGAUCAUUUCCUUAGGUGCAUCAAUUCUGACUUCGACAAAGUGAAGGCUACUUUGAAAGGGUCCAUGAAACUGCGGUUUGAGGCAAGUGAUGAUCCUCUGGAGAAGAUAACCACGGCUGAAGCUAUCAGAACUCUGAUUGCUCACUAUCGAACUUCUCAGUACUGUUAUGCAGCAAGAGAAAAAGUAGAGGAGAUAUCCAAAGUUAAAGGAAAUGUGCUAGAAGCAGGAGGGAGCCAGGCUAGUUUCUUGAUGCAGGCCUUCACUUUAACAAAGCGUUCAUUCAUCAACAUGUCAAGGGACUUUGGGUAUUACUGGCUUCGACUAGUGAUUUAUAUUGUGGUCACUGUCUGCAUUGGAACUAUCUAUCUCAACGUGGGGACGGGUUACAAUUCUAUACUGGCAAGAGGGUCGUGUGCCUCAUUUGUCUUUGGUUUUGUCACGUUCAUGUCAAUUGGUGGGUUUCCUUCCUUUGUAGAGGAAAUGAAGGUCUUCCAAAGAGAGAGGCUAAAUGGGCACUAUGGUGUGGUCGCAUUUGUGAUUAGCAACACCAUUUCUGCAAUGCCAUUCCUGAUAAUGAUAACUUUUAUUUCUGGAACUGUUUGUUACUUCAUGGUCCGCCUUCAUCCAGGAUUUGAACAUUAUGUUUUCUUCGUGCUGUGCCUUUAUGCGAGUGUCACCGUAGUUGAAAGCUUGAUGAUGACCAUAGCCAGCAUUGUCCCUAAUUUCCUCAUGGGCAUUAUCAUUGGGGCUGGAAUUCAGGGAAUAUUCAUGCUAGUAUCUGGGUACUUUAGGCUCCCAAAUGACAUACCAAAGCCUGUGUGGAGAUACCCAAUGUCAUACAUUAGCUUCCACUUCUGGGCUCUACAGGGACAAUACCAAAAUGAUUUGAAAGGAUUGCUGUUCGACAACCAAUCGCCUGAUCUUCCCAAGAUACCUGGCGAGUACAUACUGGAAAACAUAUUCCAGAUUGAUGUGCACCGGUCCAAAUGGGUAGAUCUCAGCGUCAUAUUCAGUAUGAUUGUCAUCUACCGCAUCAUCUUCUUUAUCAUGAUCAAGAUCAGUGAGGAUAUUACCCCUUGGAUCAGGGGUUACAUAGCAAGGAGAAGAAUGCAGCAGAAUAAUGGAACUCAAAAUACAACAGUUGCUCCUGAUGGUCUCAUCCACUCACCUUCUUUGAGGAACUAUGUUGCCAAUCGUCCAACUGAAAUAUAGAUCAAGGAAUGUCGAAGGCUAAUGGAUUAAUGUAUCAUGCUUAAUUUCUUUCAGUUCAAACAGACCAUAUUAUUACUGUUGUUGUUUGUUGAAGAGCAUAAGUUAUAUAACCUUUGUUUCAACAAUAGGCUACAGAGCUGGUUGAUGAUGCUAAAAAUUACAUUUGGCAGUUCGCUAUGUACUUACAAACCAGAGACAAAUUCUGUAAUGCCUUGGUUAUAAACGUAAACUCAGUACCUUUUAAAGCU
Populus euphratica (Euphrates poplar) is the source of this 2689-nucleotide messenger RNA. Its product is annotated as ABC transporter G family member 11. The transcript is spliced from 10 exons. NCBI's taxonomy places the organism in Eukaryota, Viridiplantae, Streptophyta, Magnoliopsida, Malpighiales, Salicaceae. Gene Ontology annotation, molecular function: ATP hydrolysis activity; ABC-type transporter activity; ATP binding. Gene Ontology annotation, cellular component: membrane. The record is from RefSeq and is a predicted model, not a curated record. Bases 324 to 2441 code for a protein of 705 amino acids.